Bicyclus anynana (squinting bush brown) is the source of this 2869-nucleotide messenger RNA. Its product is annotated as protein SERAC1. The record is from RefSeq and is a predicted model, not a curated record. The coding region runs from base 201 to 2384 and encodes 727 amino acids. The transcript has a single exon. Lineage: Eukaryota; Metazoa; Arthropoda; Insecta; Lepidoptera; Nymphalidae.
UCAAUGGCAUAUUGGCAAAACAAUACAAAUUGCAUGUUUACUAAAUUAAGUAAUAUUAGUUAAGCUUUUAAAUGUGCAAUUUGCAAUACGAAAAAGAUACUGACUGUUGUUUACAUGCUGUAUUGUCAGGUCCAUUCCAGGUCAUUGGUAUAUAAAAUUGUUUUAUAAUAUAGCUUUUUAUAAAAUAAAAGCAUAGCAAAAUGAGUCUCCAAGAUCGCUUGAAACCAAUAAUAAAAAUAUUGAAAAUAGUUUCGCUAUGUGGUGGUAGUGUUAUAAUUCUUACAUAUCAUUAUCGGGAAAUAAAUAAAAGUAUACAGAAAAUCGUCAACACGAAUGUUUUUGACGUCGAAAAGAAAUUCACAUCGGAGUACAUUUAUAUAGACGAUCCCACUUAUGAUGCUACUAUGAAAGUGGAACACGGAUUGGGGUUGUCUAAUUCUGUAGCUCUCAGUCGCGCGUGGAAAAGCUUAAAACAUUCACUUGCUUGGAAGUUGUUGUGGGUGUGCCGCAAUGGAAGUAAGGAACAACGGAACACAGCUAUAGAACAAUUGGGAGCUUUUAAACACAAUAAAAGUUGGGAUUGCCUCCGAAUUGCCCAAGCCUUAGACAAGAAUACAGCAGUCCUUCUAGCGCAUACACGCGGUGUUGAUCUACGCUACUUUCUACCGCCACCUAUACAUGUCAGAAAAGCAGCUGCAACAUCAGAACUGCUAUCAUAUACAUUUAAAGAUAUGAUCUACAAUCUACAAAUUAUAAAUCCCCAUAGCUGCAUACAGCAUUUUCUAUCGAAAUACUUUGUUAAUUUGCAAGAACAAAUUGGAGAAGUUGAUAGCUCCCCUCCAAAACCUGACAGUCUUAGUGAGAAAGAGCUAUGUAUAUUAUGUCUGGAUGCUCUACAUCACCAUAUUUUUCUGUUUAACCAGAAAUCAUAUGAAAAGGAUAUAUCAAUUAAAACAUUAAUUAAGUUAGGCUUAAUGCCAAAAUUAUCAGAGUUAAUGCUGAGAUAUAAAGAUGACUCUGAAAUUGACUUUGCAGUAUUAAAGAUUCUAACAGUUUUAAGUGUGUACACUGAAUUAUUAAAUGACUUCUUUCAAAAUGGUUUUAUUGGAGAACUUGCUAGAUUAUUGAAGUCUAGUGAUGUGCGUUUAGCCAGUUGUUCUGCUGUCUGCUUGGCCAAUCUUUCUGGAGACUCGUGCUACAGGCCAGGACUAUUUUUGUUAUAUCCAAUAUAUCGGAAAAAAACUACACAUACAUGUGACACUCUUCUUGUUCAUGGGCUGAGAGGAGGAGUGUUUGUCACAUGGCGCCAGAGAGACAAAAAGUGUUCAGAACUUUCUGGAAUUAUAGAAGUGACAUCCUCAAAUGUAGAUUGUGAACCGUGCCAGGAAAACACAGGCAAUGAUGACAAAAAUAGAUUUAUAGAUCCAGAACUUCAAAUGGUGAUAGAACAAUACAAAGAGUUGGAAGAUGAAGCGCUCUUGUCAAAUUUUGAAGUUGUUUUGAAUGAUAUUCCCAUUGGUACAAAAAGAAACGCUGAAGAUGACACACUAGUGGCUGAAAAAAAGAAGUUAGCUUUAUUAGAAGAAGAGGAAGAUAAAUGCAAUCAUACACAUUGUUGGCCUAAAGAUUGGUUGCCGAAAGAUUGCAGUAACUUAAGAAUACUGGGUUUUAAUUAUUGGAGUAAGUUAUCAGAUUGGUUGGAAGGGUGUCCGUUGCGAAAUGCAGACAUUGUUGCCAGAGCCGAGGAACUUGCUUCUGCAUUGAUUGAUGCUGAAGUUGGAACAAAAAACGUUGUUUGGCUUGCACACUCAAUGGGUGGUCUCAUUGUCAAACAAAUUUUAGUAGAUGCUGCCAAGAAAGAUGACAAAGCCUAUAAAAUGUUAUGUGACAAAACCAAGGCUAUAUUAUUUUAUAGUACACCACAUAGAGGUACUGCAUUGGCCACAAUGCCACGUGCUGCAGCGUCUAUAUUGUGGCCUUCGCAAGAUGUCAAACAAUUACAAGAGAACUCUCCAGAACUACUAGAACUGCACAGGCUAUUUCUAAAGUAUGCAGAUACAUUUAAUUGGGAAACUAUUAGCUAUGCAGAGACAUUGCCAACUCUGAUUACAGCAUUCAAAGUACCUGUGCAUAUGGUAGAGCCACAUUCUGCUGACUUGGGUCGAGGAGUGUUUUAUAAGCUCCCUCUAGACCAUUUAUCAAUAUGCAAGCCGGCCACAAGACAGUCGAUUCUAUAUACAACAGUGUUAGAUGUGUUACAACAAGCAACUACAUGUGAAGUAGAAUCAAAUCAUUCAGACUCUUAUAUUUAUAGGAUAUUCAAAGACAUUUGGUUAUUUGUUAGAAGAAUUGCACAACAACUAAAAAGUAACUGGAAUGAGUAAUAUGCUUUUAACUUAUCAAGCCUAGUUUAAGGCGUAAGAAUCAAUAACUAACUUCUAAACAGGAAUCUCAAUGCCACGUUCAACUUGUAUUUGUUUCCAAUUUUCUCAAAAUAUGAUACAAUUUGGAUGGGGUUUUGAUUAUUUAAUUGCAUAUUUUUCAUGGAAGGCAUAUUGCAUAUUUUUAUUUUAGUAAAUAAAAAUUUAUUCUUAUUUCUAGAUACAAAUUAUUAAGAUACUCUUUACUUGGUGGAUAAAAGAAGCUCAAUUGUAUUUUUAUAACUAUUAAUAGUUAAUUAGUUUACAAUCAAUGACCAAUUAAGUAUUUUAUUUUAGCUUGAAAGUUUAAAUAUUUAGGCUAACAUUUAAAGUAUUAUUAAUUAUUAUGUUAAAAAACCAAAUAACUGUAUGUAUUAACUGUUAUUUUGUUACUAAUAAUAAUUUAUAUCAUGUAUUGCUUUUAAAGAAAUACACCUAUAAAUAUUGCA